Molecule: messenger RNA, 1400 nt
Organism: Felis catus (domestic cat)
Lineage: Eukaryota; Metazoa; Chordata; Mammalia; Carnivora; Felidae
Product: olfactory receptor 6C74
Exons: 1
Coding region: 462-1400 (312 amino acids)
Biological process (GO): G protein-coupled receptor signaling pathway
Cellular component (GO): membrane
Molecular function (GO): G protein-coupled receptor activity; olfactory receptor activity
Source: RefSeq, a predicted model, not a curated record
AGGAGUAAUAGAGAAAAGAGACACGAUUAGCAAAGAAGAAUGAGCCAGGUGAUGGUGUAAAAUAAUGUAAAUGUAAACUAAAUAGAUUGGAAAAAAUUGCAACUACAGAAGAUGCAAGUUAAAAUAUUAUGACAGUUUUUCUGUUUCUUUCUUUGUUUCUAUUUUAAUAUGACUUUGUAAAUGCCAUAUAUUAUCCUUUUGGAAUGCCUGAAUUUAUGACACUUGAGAAAAGAAACUCAGAGAGUUGCACUGAGUUAGUGAAAUUCUGAGUACAAAUUAUAUGAGCGAAUUUUUAGAGGCUGUUACCGCUGACUAGCAGAAUAUCGAAGGAGUUUAGGUGUCAGUAGCAACAUGUAUAUGGAUGAUCUCAAGAUAAUAGGUAUCUCAUACAGCCUUAUCUCCUUUAAUUCUCAUUUUUUUUCUUAUUCCUUAUUUUAUUAUUUCAUUGGUAGAAGUCAGCCAUGAGAAACCACACCACGGUAACAACCUUCAUUCUUCUUGGACUGACCGAUAACCCACAAUUACAAGUGGUUAUUUUUCUUCUCCUUUUUUUCACCUAUAUGUUGAGUGUCACUGGGAAUCUAACCAUAAUCACCCUCACCCUGUUGGAUUCUCAUCUAAAGAUACCCAUGUACUUCUUCCUCCGAAGCUUUUCAUUUUUAGAAAUCUUAUUCACAACUGUCUGCAUCCCCAAAUUUCUUGUCAGCAUGGCAACAGGUGACAAGACCAUUUCUUACAACAGUUGUGCAACACAGCUGUUUUUUACUACUGUCUUGGGUGCAAUCGAAUUUUUUCUUCUGGUUGCCAUGUCUUAUGACCGCUAUGUAGCCAUCUGCAAACCCUUGCAUUACACCACCAUCAUGAGUGACAGAGUCUGCAACUUGUUGGUCUUUGCUUCAUGGUUGGCCGGUUUUAUAGUAAUUGUCCCACCACUCCUUGUGGGUCUCCAGCUAGACUUCUGUGCAGCCAACACUGUAAAUCAUUUCUUCUGUGAUUUUACUCCUAUAUUACAGCUCUCUUGCACAGACACAGCUGUAAUAGAAUUAAUGGCAUUUCUCUCAGCCAUUUUGACACUCCUGGUUACACUGGUAUUAGUGAUUCUCUCCUAUGCAAACAUCAUCAGGACUAUUCUGAAGAUACCUUCUUCUCAACAGAGGAAGAAAGCCUUUUCUACAUGUUCUUCUCACAUGGUGGUUGUGUCCAUUUCUUAUGGCAGCUGCAUCUUCAUGUAUGUGAAGCCUUCUACAAAGGAGAGAGUGUCUUUAAAUAAAGGGAUAGCCUUGCUCAGUACUUCUGUUGCCCCCAUGUUGAAUCCCUUCAUUUAUACACUGAGAAACAAACAAGUGCAAGAUGCUUUUAGGCACAUGCUCAAAAAGAUUAAGAUUUUCUCAAGUAAGUGA